CGGCACAUGCUUUGCACAGUGCGCUGCCCUGGUUCAGUCUGAAGGGCACACCCACCCCUUGUUUCCUAGUGUGCAUGCGCUGCUCUCUCGACCCAGAGCACCCAGACCCCUCCUCUUCCCAGCACGUGCUGCGUUGCCCUGACCGAAGAGUUCCAGACCCCAGCCCAUCGUACUACUCCCAUGCAUUACUAGCAUUGCAACUCCACGUUUUCAAAAAUCAUGAGUCAGGCCCCAGAAAAUUAUGGGAUUGGUUUGAAAAUCAUAACAAGAUUUCUAACAACACAACGCGUCUGGGGUUCUUUUUACUUGCCUUCUGGGGUUUGUGCCUCUAGGGGUCACGUUUUCAAGCUUUGCACCACAGUCAGGAUUACACACUUAUUUUUUAGUUUUAAAUGAAAAUGGAGGAUCUCAUGUUUCCACGUGGCUUUAAAAAACACGACACACAGUACAAGAAUUACAAUAAGAUCACGUUGGCUGAGUUCUCUUCCCAGCUCUGCCACUGACCUGGCUGACCCUGGUGCUAGUUAAAGCACUAUAGAAGGGGUAGAUAUUAUUACUCUGCUUUGAUCUGCGCAACCUGGUUCUCCUCUUACUUCUGCAUCUGCUACUCAACCUCCAGCAGGCCAGCUCCUUCUUCUCUUCCCCAUGUAUGCUAUUCCUCCCUGAAUGGAGCGGCCUGGCCAAGUGGCCCAAGCCACUUCUCAGUGUGUGCUGCUCCACCUCUACCUAAAUGUCUCACUGUUUCAUACCCUGCCUCAACCCAAGUGGCCUUGAACUCUGUGUCUCCAACAAGCACCAUUACCUCCUUGGUUCAAGUUAGAACACAGCAUACUAGGAGCCAGCUGGCAGUUGGUGGUAGCAGAAGGUAGUAGGAGGGCCAUGGCUCUAAGAGCAUGUGGCUUGAUAAUCUACAGGAGGCUACAGGCAGGAUCCCCUUCUUCUAAAGUCGGUGACAACGUCGAAUACCUUCUCCUGCAGACAUCCUAUGGCACGCAUCACUGGACCCCGCCAAAAGGGCAUGUGGAUCCGGGUGAAGAUGACCUGCAGACAGCCCUGCGGGAGACACAGGAAGAGGCUGGACUCAAUUCCAGUCAAUUCACCCUCAUUGAAGGGUUUAAGAAGGAACUGCAAUACACUGUCAGAAGCAAACCCAAAACCGUCAUCUACUGGCUGGCAGAAAUGAACGACUGUAACACGGAGAUCAAGCUCUCAGAUGAGCAUCAGGCUUUUCGUUGGCUGAAGCUGGAAGAGGCCUGCAAAUGCGCUGAGUAUAAGGAGAUGCAGUCAGCACUCAGAGCUGUGCAUCAGUUUCUCUGUUCCAAAGCAUGAAUACUUUCAUGGGGGAAAAUGGGGAUUUUUAAAAGAAACCUGGGCUGCUCUUUUAACAAGAAUAAAACGAGGGUUGUGCAGAAAUGUAACUUUUAUACCAACCUGCUGUAUGGGGUUAAGAUACUCUGAGCUUCUAUGGAGCUUGUGCUUUUACUCCCCUAGGUUACCCUAGCUCACAUAAAGAAGCAUGGUCUGAUCUAAGCAUGAACCAGAGAGCUCGGAGAUCAAAUCCCUGCACUGAUUAUCCCUCCCCUUGUUGCUUUUAUCAGGUCACUUAUGCCCUGAAUGUUAGAAGUGUUGAGCAGCCGCAGGUCCUAUUGAAAAUCGAAUCCUUGACCUCUCCUGACACCAGAAGGAUGGUAUGGAGAAAGGGAGCAUACGGAGAAUUUUAAUAAUAAAAUACAAUUACAAAAAUUAGAUUCUGAAUUUCGAGCAGAAUAGCAAUAGCCAGAACUGCUGGGCUCUAUUCCCAGCUUCACUGACUCCUUCUGGUAACUGGGCAAGUUGUGUCAUCUUUGCCAACUGUAACAUGAGUUGUAUUUCCUUACCUUGUACGUUUAAUGUUUGCAAAGUGCUUUGAGAGCCUGGGAUGGAAGUUGUUAGAGAUGAACAAAAUUUAACUGAUAAUUUCCAACCCCCUCUGCUAUUUUUGUUGUCUCUUAUUUUGGUCUGUCUCUCACACGUUGAAGGUCAGCGGUAUAUUAUACACUCGGUCUUGGUGGCCUAAUGAGUCUAUGCCUACUUCGAGCUGAGGACCUUCUGCUCUAGAAAUCUAAGCUAAUGCCGAAUCUCCAGUAGCUGUAUUAAUAUUCCCUAUGGGUUGCAGUCCCUAGUGGGCAAUGCAGUCACUUGCUGUUGAGCACAUCUGGCAUUCCAUGCAAUAGCUAGCAGUGCUACGCACACACGAGCUAGAACGUUAGAGGUGAGAGCUAUAAUUCAUUCUUGUCUGUGGGCCUUAUCUCCCAAGGUGCUAAGCCACUGAACACCUUUAGCUCCCGCUAACAUCAGUAGGAAUUGAGAGCACUCAGCUCCUUGUAGGAUUGGGACCAUUUUAGCUCUACAGAAUGAUUUGCACAGAUACAGCAGGGUAUUGUGCCUUAGCAAGAGAAAUGAUUUCAACUCUCCUGAUAUUUUUUUAAACUCAACUUUAUUAUGAACACCGUUUCAAACCAAAUGUCAGGGAGUGAUGAAUAGCAUGGGGGGGAGGGUGUUGUGUUAGUAACGGGCAGAACAAUAAAAGAGCAAAGUUGUUUGUUUUGUUUUUUAAGAAAAUCAGUAAAGCAAGAGAAAUGACUAAUAA
Molecule: messenger RNA, 2629 nt
Organism: Mauremys reevesii (Reeves's turtle)
Lineage: Eukaryota; Metazoa; Chordata; Testudines; Geoemydidae
Gene: NUDT2
Product: nudix hydrolase 2
Exons: 3
Coding region: 880-1329 (149 amino acids)
Biological process (GO): AMP biosynthetic process; ATP biosynthetic process
Molecular function (GO): bis(5'-nucleosyl)-tetraphosphatase (asymmetrical) activity
Source: RefSeq, a predicted model, not a curated record